Molecule: messenger RNA, 997 nt
Organism: Humulus lupulus (European hop)
Lineage: Eukaryota; Viridiplantae; Streptophyta; Magnoliopsida; Rosales; Cannabaceae
Product: PLAT domain-containing protein 3-like
Exons: 2
Coding region: 88-645 (185 amino acids)
Molecular function (GO): protein binding
Source: RefSeq, a predicted model, not a curated record
AAAUCCAAUCAAUUAUAUAAAUCCCUAUUCACUUUUAUUCUUAUACACAAACCCCAGACCAAGCUUCACUCCCCCACUUUACUGACAAUGGAACUCCGCAGUACUCUCUUCCUCUCUCUCCUCCUCACUCUUUCCUUCGUCGCCAUCGCCGUACCUUCUGAUUCGGAUCCAGAUUGCGUGUACACCAUCUAUAUUCGAACCGGGUCGGUUCUAAAGGGAGGUACGGACUCAAAAAUGACGGUCAGACUCUACGAUUCAAAUGGGUACGGGGUCGAGAUCAGUGAUCUGGAGUCCUGGGGCGGGUUGAUGGGUCCCGGAUACAACUACUUUGAGAGAGGCAAUCUCGACAUUUUCAGCGGACGUGGUCCUUGCUUGACCGCCCCGAUCUGCGCUCUGAACCUGACCUCCGACGGGACGGGUCCUCACCACGGGUGGUACUGCAACUACCUGGAGGUCACAACCACAGGGGCUCACAUCGAUUGUAAACAGCAGCUCUUUACGAUAGAGCAGUGGCUCGCCACCGAUACGUCGCCGUAUGAGCUGACCGCUAUCCGAAACUACUGCCCCAACGAUUACGACAGCCUUCGACGUGAGAUCAAGACCACCGCUCAUCAUUCUCAUCAUGCUUUGACUUCCGUUGUAUGAGCUGGAAAUAUAUAAGGGGUGUGUUUGGACGUGGCGUUAGUGUAGGCCAGUUUGAGAGUAAAUUAUUACAACUGAUCUUGGUUGUGUUGUUAUGGAUAGUUGGGUUAAUGUUAUUCUUGGUUUGGAUUAGAGACCCGAAAUUGGCUUCUCUUUUCUCUUUUCUUUUUUUUUUUUUUAACUUUGAGAUGGUCCAGAUGGAUCUGAGUUGUGUAAUUUCCGAUCCCGAAAAAGAGAAAAAAUUAAUAAUGAAUAAAGUGGAAUUUGUGGGUUUUGUUGUAUUAAACCUGUACUCGGCUAUUUUGGGUCUGAUAAAAUGUGUAAAAUAAAUGGAGGCAGUUUUGGACUGGUGGAA